AUGAUAGAAAAACGGCAGUCAGAGAUUGCCAAAUCAUGUGAUAUUGUACUCAGAAUUCAUAAUCCUUCGCUUGGAUUAUAUUCUUUUUGUUUAUAUCUUUCUUUCCUUUUUUUUUUUUUUUGCUCUUCUGUACUCCUCUUUCUCUCUACUCCCUUUCUAUCUCUCUAUUUUCUUUUUCUCUCUAACUUCUCUCAUUUUCACUCUUUUUCAAACCUAUUUACAUCUCUUUCUCUUUCCCUCUACAACACACACCUUCUCUUUUUUUUCCCCCCUUGGUUUCAACUUCUCUCUCUCUCUCUCUAUUGUAUUCCUCCUGAACUUUUUCAAUUCUCUUUCCCUUUAUCUUUCAUUGUUUCUUUUUUUUCACUAACUCACUCUCUAUCACUUUUCUUUCUUACUGGCACUCCAUUUCUCUUCAUCUCACUUUAUCUUUUCUUUCUUUCUAGAUCUCUUUGCUUUUCUCUCUAUUCCACUCUUUCAAUUCCUAUUACUUUUCGCAUUUUUUUCUUAGAUCCCACAUUUCAUUCUUUCUUUCUAUCUCUUUCUCUUUUUCCUUUCCUCUCUUUCUCUCUUCAUUAUUCUAUAUCUUCCGGGUCAAGGGAUAAAAGAUCUAUCUAUCUAUCUAUCUAUCUAUCUAUCUAUCUAUCUAUCUAUCUAUCUAUCUAUCUUAUCUGUUCCUAUCUAUUUAUCUAUCUCAGUCUGUUCCUUAUUGAUCUAUCUAUCUAUCUAUCUAUCUAUCUAUCUAUCGCAGUCUAUUCAGAUCUUUCUAAUCCUCUCUUUCUAUCACUCUUGACUCAGAGCCUGCUCAAAGCAACCAUUUCUUUUUUCUACUCCGUUCUCUUCUUUCUCUAUCUCACAGUAUUCUUCUCCUUUUCAUCUCUCUCUCACACUUUCUUUCUUUCUUUCUCUAAUUAG
Molecule: messenger RNA, 915 nt
Organism: Acanthosepion pharaonis
Lineage: Eukaryota; Metazoa; Mollusca; Cephalopoda; Sepiida; Sepiidae
Source: the annotation of a GenBank genome assembly